CCACGGCUGAGACGUGGCUGCACUUGUUGUUGCAGUUAGUCAGUGGGUGUUUAGGAAGUGCAGCCCUGUCACAGCGAGGACAGCGUGCACAUGGGCAGAGGGCACUAUUUUUGUCUGUGAGGCUGUAACCUGAAGCGCUGACCCCACGUCAGGAUGUAUAAAUAACAAGGUUUUCACAGGCACAGUGUCUGUUUACAUUCUGUGGUGACGGGCUUGUUCUGCAGGCCGGAAGACAAAGUGUCUGUUAACCCGACCCGCGACUGGCAAUGGAGUACGUGAACAACGCGAACAGCUACAGUUCUGGAGACACCAUGAGCAGCUCUUUAGCCAACAUGACCAUCAAGGAUCAGCACCACCAGGAGAACGGAGUCAAAAUGAAAGAGGAUGAAGCAGCACUCAGUGAGAAUGGGGUGAAUUCUGUGUCUGAGCUCUCUCAGCCAGACAGCAGCCACUGUGAUGACGAGGCGCAGCCCGCAGAGGCACCUGCAGAGAAAGCAGGAGCUGAAGAUACAGAGAGCACCGUGAGCAAAGACGAGGGGCAACUCGCAGCAGGAGCGUCUUCAACAGCUCAAGGAGUGAUGGAUAACGGAGAUAAGACUCAAACUGCCACCACACCGACCUCUUCCCCUCAAAGACCGUCCAUAACCGCCAAGGGCGCCAAAUCACCUGCAUCCUCCCGAAAUGGCCACAGCUCGAUCCCCAUUAAAGUCAGCAGCACAGGGCCCAGGCAGCCUGGAAGCGGUGCAAAGUCUCAGACUCCAGGGGCCAAAACUUCUGCCAGAACUGCAGCUCAACCAGAUGCCAGGAGUGGACAGAGCAGCCCCGGCACUCCCAAAUCCCCCGGUAGCCAAUCAAAUUCUGCAAAGUCAGGGGCCGAUGCCAACAAAGUGAAGAAGGUGGCUGUGGUUCGCUCCACCCCCAAAUCCCCGGGCUCGCUGAAGAGCCGUCCACCGGCUCCUCUGGCUGCCGCGGCGCCGCUGCCAGACCUGAAGAACGUGAGGUCCAAGAUCGGCUCCACAGAAAACAUCAAGCAUCAGCCCGGAGGGGGAAAGGUACAAAUCCUUGAUCAGAAGUUGGACUUUAGUAAUGUGCUGUCUAAGUGUGGCUCCAAAGACAAUAUCAAACAUGUACCCGGUGGCGGCAAUGUCAAAAUCCUCGAGAAGAAGCUGGACUUAAGUAACGUCCAAUCUCGCUGCGGUUCUAAAGACAACCUAAAGCACACGCCUGGUGGAGGCAAGGUGCAAAUUCUCGAUAAGAAGUUGGACUUGAGCAGUGUGCAGUCCCGGUGUGGCUCCAAAGAUAAUAUAAAACAUGUACCUGGUGGUGGCAAUAUUCAAAUCGUGCACAAAAAGAUCGAUCUGAGCAACGUUACAUCUAAGUGUGGCUCGAAGGACAACAUUCGUCACAAGCCGGGUGGUGGAAACAUUGAGAUCAAAAACGAGAAGCUGGAGUUUAAAGUUCAGUCCAAAGUGGGCUCUCUGGGCAACAUCAGCCACAUUCCUGGAGGCGGGCAGAAGAAGAUUGAGAGCCACAAACUGAACUUCCGCGAGACAGCCAAGGCCCGCACUGACCACGGCGCCGAGAUCGUCUCCUUGGAAGACUCCCCUCACCAGCUCAGCACCGUGUCCUCCUCUGGCAGCAUCAACAUGACCGACUCUCCACAGCUCUCCACGCUGGCUGACCAGGUGUCCGCCUCCCUGGCCAAACAAGGCUUGUGAACGCGCUCGCCGCACUCCCCGCCUCGACCGCACGACCACGUAGAGGAGUUGUGAUGCCUUCCUCGUUACUUUCACAGGACUUUUAUUUGAUUUUUUUAGCUGCCCGUCACUGUUUAUCCUCCACUAACCUUUGAAUCUCGUCGAGGCGUUGCUAUUAGAGGUCUUAAAAAAGAAAACAGAUUAACCAGUAGGCCAACAUGUAUUGAAUAUCUCUCUGUGGUCUUUGAUCUCUACACUUAAUUUGAACCUUUUGUAAGUGUCCCUUUAAGAGUUAAAGCACCCCAGCAGAGCGAAAUCCUCCCUCUGAGGAUCUCCGUACAUAUCCCGCUAAAUCGUCUAAGACUCGGUUUCCCGUCACAUUGACUGUGAACCCUUUUAGAAGUGUAUCUUAUCAGCGUCACCUUUGACGGGUGUCCCCUGAUUCUUUUUUUUAUUUAUUUAUUUUUUGAUAAAAAAAACAGAACCUUGAAGAUGGAGGUUAAUGCAGACUGUUUGUGGGACGGGGGUGGGGGUCCGUUUGCGCUAAAGCAGAGGGAUCAGAUACAGGGUCCGGUGAAGUGGGCGGAGGAACAGUUAGAAGGAAAAAGUAGCAAAUAUUUCUCGUCAAGGCAGAAAAGAAAAAGCUUUCAGACCUCACUGCUGUCUUUGCUUUGUGUAGUCCUGACAUGUGCUGCACCUCGAGCUACUGCAGGAGACUGCGGGGUGGGAGGGGGCAGAAGUGAGACCGCAGAGACAACAGCGACUGAUCGCGUCGCCUUCACGCGACUUUUUACGGGACGCGCCGAGCUCAGAUGUUCGUUCAGAGCCGCGAGAUCGAGAAGAAAGAGAGAAAUUACACUUAACGGAGGGUUGAGAGAGGCCUUUACCAACGGCAGCUGUGCUGUUUAACUCUUCCCUGCUUAAUAGGAGAAACAUGGCCGAGUGAGGGUGAUCUUGUUCUAACGGCCAUUGAAACAUUUGUUAACCGAUAAAUACACUGAAGCAUCAGGAUUUUGUAGUUUCUUAUAAAGUAGCUGGCUCGUUGUUGUGGCGACGAUACGGUAAAGCUGUGCUGUCUGCUGCGACCCGCAGCUGCUGAGACCUCGUUACAGCCUGGUGGCACUUUCACGGGUUCAAACUUCCACUGCAGACGUGAGCAGCACGCUGGGGAAUAUUUCACCUUAAAUAUGGAAGUUAAAGGGCCCGGUCACGUGUUGUAAGAACACUAAAGCUAAAUAAGGAAAAAUUUAAAAAACAAAAUGUCAACAUUUCUUCUUCGGUUUUAUUUGACUUAUUUAAGCUGGUUUUUGUUCCCCGCUGUUUCCUGUUCUCUGUGUGAGUCGUUCGGCUCAGAAUGAUCAAUUAUCUGAGCUCGGUGACGAAGCGAGGGGCUGCUGCCUCUCCGCGGUCUCAUUUCUGACGCUCUCCCUGCGUUGUAGGUGAGGGAGGGGCAGGGGAGCGUUACCUGGAUUUAAAAAAUACAGAAAAAAGACGAAGUGAAGAGCUAGAGUAGAGACUUUGUGUUGGGCACAGUUUUAUAAUCGUACUCUGUGGAUAUAUGACAUGUAUUUGAUAUGAAGAAACAUUUGUAUCGUGCCUGCUACUGUCAGUGUUCUUUUUUUUUACUGCUUUGUGUAAAUGCGCUACAGCUUGAGGAGGGAAAAUUAACCUUAAAGUGACAUUUUCAUAGCUAAACUGCGAGGAGGAGGCUGAGAACAGUAUUUAUGCACUUACAGGUAGGUAGACUAAAGUUUUCACAGCGGUGACACAAACACUGCAAACGGCUGUUUUACUGUUAAUGGAUCGUUUGUACGGAGAAGAUUGUGAGUGUUGCACGGCAGGCGGACGGUGAAGACCUCCUUAGGCAGUCUGUAUCCAACACACAUGCACCUGAAACACAGGACUGAUCAGAUGGCCGUGUUUCUCGCUCCCUGCAAAGUAGUAAAAGUGCACUUCGUGGCAAAAGUUUGUGGACGCAUGAGAGCUUAUCUGCUGCAGAUUUUUAGCAGUAGUCCAAAAGUCACGAGUGAGGCUUGAUGAGCGUCACAGGAAGUGUUUGGUGGGCCAGAGGAGACCUGAACGCCACAGCACACAGUGGUCCCAGAUAACAAAAAGAAACCUCACACUUGGGCCGGAUAUUACUUGCCAUUUGGGUUUUGGUACUUUCUCGGAUUCAUUUGAUGAGUCGUUACAUUUAACUAUGACUCAGUGUUUAAUUAACUUUUAGAAAAUGUGUCUAAAUUCUCAGUAAAUUCUGACCAAAGGCCAGAACAGGAAUAUUUAGAGGAGGUGAUUAUUUCACUGCCUUCAUGGUGCUUUAGCCACAGGUGCAUCAUUUGGCCCUAACAACCAACACUUAUUUCCACUGUGAGGUUGUUGUUUGAACAUGGAGGCAGCCUCAAGUGGCCAUCAGAGGAACUGCAGUUUUUGGCACUGGGAAAAAACCCGUCAAAGUUAAAGGAUAGAUAGACCUUCCUUUAAGCAGCAAAAGUGCCCGAGUAUCAGAUUAAAAUAUGAUCCCUUUUAAAUGGUUGAGCCAGACAGGUGCGUCCACUUACUUUUGUCCACGCGGUGCAUAUGUGGUCACGUUUUUGUUGUGUUCUCCAGCUGGAGCCAGGUUAAGACGUUCCCCUGCAAACAAACCCAGUUCAUGUGCUCAGAGACGUCCCGAUGUGGCCCCCCCGCUGAUUCAUUACUCGCAUUAAAAUGAGUGAAACAGCUUCUUGCAUGCAGCUCAUGUAAGAGACAGCCGUCUGCUUGUUGCCCCCCUUUCACAAAGCGAUCUCUCUGUAUAUCCUGUUUAUAUUUGCUCUGGAACUGGACGGAUGUACCAAUUCUUUUUUUUUUGUAUAAAAAAAUGUGCAAUUAAGGGUCAAAAGGUCACCGACUUUGCUGUAAGGUUUCCUAAACGAGCAAGCACACGAAAAGCUUGCAACAUUAUCUGCAUGCUAAACCCUCUUUAGUUCCAGUUCCACGCUCGUCUCUGCGUGCAGGACGGACGCGAGCACCCAGGGACGGGAGCCGAUCUCAGAGAGGUUUCCACAGUAACAAAACUCGUCACCUUCUUUCGUUUUUGUUUUCCUCUCUUCGGGGUUACUUCUGACGCUGUACAGUUGUGGAAAUGUGAUUGUUCUCGUUAUUGUGCAUUUUCUCAAUAACUGGUUUAUGAUGAUUCUUGUUGCUGUAUAUGUGUAUUUGAAAAUAAAUGCUAUGAAGUCACCGUGGUGGUGAAGGAGUGCAAAAAAAUCACUCCCAGAUCAGACGGGACUCAUUCAUCUGUUUCCA
Maylandia zebra (zebra mbuna) is the source of this 4982-nucleotide messenger RNA. NCBI's taxonomy places the organism in Eukaryota, Metazoa, Chordata, Actinopteri, Cichliformes, Cichlidae. The record is from RefSeq and is a predicted model, not a curated record.